AUGCGCCCCCACGGUUCGCUUCUGCUCUUACUGGUCGCUAUUUUUGCUUGUUUAGGCACGAACUCAGUGGCUGAAACCAGUAUGCGCGUUAACGAAGUUACGCAAGCCAUUGACAAGCCUAGCACGGAAAUUUCCCGCGUACGCAAGGAGAAGUUGAACGCUUUGAAUACUUUGGCCACGGACGAAGAGAGAUUCUUUUUUUUCAUUAUUAUUCCUGGCUGUGUCACGCGUUGGAUAAGUCGUAUGACGGCAGCUGGAUGGGAAGCCCUCAAGAGAAUGUUUGGCUCUAGGACACUGUGGAGAGCGUAA
Peronospora matthiolae is the source of this 309-nucleotide messenger RNA. Lineage: Eukaryota; Oomycota; Peronosporomycetes; Peronosporales; Peronosporaceae. The record is from the annotation of a GenBank genome assembly.